UUCGUUUCGUUUUCAUCGCCAUCUUUGAUGGUGUGAAACUGAAAGUACGUGAAAGAGUUUACAUAAAAAGAAUAUGUCAAGUACAAAAUAAAUUAGGUUUUAUUCAAUUUGAAUUAUAACUUUUGUGAGAACGUAUAACAUGGAGGCUACAUUGGAUGCGUCCUUAGUGGCGCAAUCCAUAAAUUACCAUGGGCAACAACUGCAAAAGACAUGGGAAUCCGAACGAGGUGAAGACGACUUAUCAAAAAUUGGCGUGGGUGGCUUGGAUUUCGCCGUCUAUCAGUCAAGACAUAAGCAUCUUACUUUUCAAGACCGGAGCAAGCGCCUCAAACUUCAUCAGUUUAUUGCCAAAGAAGCGAAUGCAUUGUUCGACGCAUCACUACUAGAGGAAGCUCCAUCAUCUUCGAGCUUAGGAAUAGAUUCUACAACACCAGAAGACAAUAUGUAUGCACUAAUGCCUCCGUUUGAAACAUUUUUAAAUGUAGACAAAUCAGCAAGGUUACGGCAUUUCUUUGAAAAUGUGAAGACGGGGGAACUGAUAAUUGGAGCGGUCAUCAACAGAACACAAUCUGGAAUGAUGCUCAAGGUGUUGUGCACUGCGGGUCCCACAUCCAGAUUUGUUGCAGAUAUCAAUGUCAAGGCUUUUCUACCGGUGGCAAAUAUCAUUCCUGCAGUGGACAAGAAAAAUGUGUCAAGAAACUACCUGAUGAAUGACACUGUUUGCUGUGAAGUAAUUGAAGUAAUCCCAGACACCGACAAAAUGGUGUGUGGCAUGAAAGGAGUAACUCGUGGCCCAGAAGACCCUCCGCCUAAGCCACCUCUCGGCCUUCUCAGCACCGAUGACUUUCCACUCAUAUACAAGAAAACCUUGGAAAUGAAAGGAGAAAACUAUGAAGCCAUAUUAGAGAAGAGCCCAGGCUUCAAUAACCCAAACUGCGUCCAAUAUCUCUCUGAACUCCUCGGCAUUGCCAAUAUGCAUUGCACCAAUUUUGCAUCUUUGAGAGGAGGAUUCCAAACUUCAGAAUAUGCAGAUGAACUUCGUCAAGCUCAAGCUAGCAAGUGGGCGUUCCGUUCUGUUGCUGAAGGAAUAGAACACUUCAAGGCUGGCCGACAUUCUGAAGCAUUCCAAUGUCUCAACAAAGCACUGAGUAUUGAUCCCAGAAAUGUGGAAGGACUUGUUGCCAGAGGGGCCUUGUAUGCAAAUAGUGGAACAUUUAAGAAAGCUAUAGAAGACUUUGAGACAUCAUUGAAAUUGAACCCCAACCAUGCUAAUGCUAGAAAAUACUUGGGAGAGACAUUAGUAGCACUUGGACGUAGCUAUGAAGACGAAAACAAAAUAACUGAAGCACAAAAAGCUUAUGAAGACUGUUUAGCUAUCAUCCCAUUCCAUGAAGAGGCACAAAACUCUCUAGAUUUCCUCAAGAGUAAAACAUCAACUACAAAACCAUUGAUUGAACCCGCUGAAUUGUUGCUACCUGGAUUAACAGGAGCAAAAUCAUUUGAAAUGAAAGAAACUCUUAAGCAGCUACUAAAUCUUACAGAGAAGAAAGACAAGAAGAAGAAAAAGAAACGAGGAAAAGGCAAGAAGAAAAGAUCCAGCAGUUCUUCAUCAUCAUCGAGUGACACUUCAAGCUCCAGUUCGUCUUCGGAGUCGUCGUCGUCAUCUUCUGAUUCUAGUGAUUCAGAAGAGCCGAACCGCAAGAAGAAGCGUCGCUCGCAGUCGAACAGCAAGCGGCAGCGGUCGCUGUCGCCGCUCAGCAAGCGCAUGGCCAUCCUGGGCGACGCGGACUCCGCCUCGCGCACACACAACUCCCAGUUUAAUCACCCCUACGGCUACCAACCCCCGCCUCCACCAAUGGAAGAGCCCACCAAUGUUCCCAUGCGUUCACAAGCUGAUUUGGAUUAUGAAAUGAAAGUACGCAAGUUCUUAGAAAUGACAAAAGAAGAUUCUGACUAUGAAGACAAAGUACGUAACUUCUUGGAAGAGACAGCUCAGUACAAGCGCAACCGCAAGAUGCAGGAGCUCGGCCAGCAGCCGCAGCCCGGCGCAGACCACGAUAAGAAAAAGAAGAAGAAGAAAGACAAGAAAAAGAAGAAGGAGUCUAAAAGGAAGCGUAAAGAGCAGGAGAGAGAAGAUAAAAGGAAAGCCAAGCUGGCGCGAUCCGCUGUCAAUAAUGCGGAAUACAGCUUACGUGAUCUGGAGAACAUUGGAGAUAAGAAACUGAGAGAUGCCAUUAGGAAGGAAUUGAAAGGAAAAUCUAAGAGGGACCUCAGUUCCGACGGGGAAUAUGAAAGAAAGCACAGUGAUAAGAGGUUGAUGGACGAUAUGCCGGGAUUGGACGACUUGGAGUCCAAGAUCAGCGCUUACCACGUGAUGGUAGAGAAGGAGGCGAUGAAACGCGACGGCCGCGCCUCCGUCAGCCCCAUCGACCAGGCCCCGCCGCCGCCGCUGGAGAAACCUAAGUGGAAGAUGUCCAUGAGUGCGGUUAAGGAAACUAGGGUUAAGAAGAAGGAUACGCCAGUACAGAAGGGCUACAAGGAACGUUACGCGUUUGAAGAUAGUUCUGAUGAGUCACAAGAGCAAACUAAGCCGUCACCUUCGAGUGGGGACAAGAACGUGUCUGUGCGACGCGCCAUGGCAAUGAAGGAGCCUUCCAGUGGUGGGGGCACGGGCAAGACACGCGAGCCUGACCCGCCCGGCACUGAACCCCCGCACCACCACCAGCACUCACAUCCCCCACCGGUGCGCAAAGGCAAUAUAGUGCUAGACAAAUUCGGUUCAUUCCGAUUGGCGCAGGAGGGCGAGACCCCGGUGUGUGUGGGCGACGCGCGACCUGAACAGUUCGUGACUCGCAUCAAGCCGCCCUCGCCCGCCGCCCGCCGCCCCCGCUCCCCGCCCUCGCCGCCCUCACCUCGCCGCCGCUCCUCCAACUCCUCCGAUGACGACCGCCGCUCACCCAAGCGCUCCCGCAGCAGGUCGCGGCCUCGCAAGUAUCGAUCUCGGUCCGGUUCACGGUCGAGAUCGGCGUCCACUGGUAGCGGGUCGCCCGCGUCGCGUCGCCGCCGGUCGCCCUCACCGCGCUCGCGGAGCCGCUCCGAUGCUAGCCGCUCAUACUACUCGCGCAGCCGGUCGCGCUCCCGCUCCGGAUCCAGGGACAGAAUGCGUCGCAAUAACCGGCGCGGCAACUGGCGCGGGCGCGGUGGCUUCGAGCGCGGUACGUACUACCGGCCACGCUUCCAUACGUACAACGGAAACAGCCGGGGCCGCGGCCGCGGAGACUUCCGUCGCGACGACGGCCGCCGCUUCCAGCCCGACUGGCGCGACAACCGCUCGCGCGGCGGACGACCCUUCCGCCCGCGUCGCGGCGGCGGUGGCAGGGGAAGACCUUUCAGAGGCGGGUUCCGUGACUUCCGCGAUCGGCGCGGCGGACGAUACUCGCGCUCGCGAAGCCCCGAACGCACGCGACGUUCGCGCUCCUACAGCCCCGAGCGACGCGACAAGGACAACAGGGACAGCUACUCUCGUUUGUCCGAACGCAACAGCCACCGCAGCGAGGGCGAGUACGAGGAGGAGCGCUACGUCGACCGCAAGGAGUACGACGGCAAGUGGGCAGACGGCAACGAGCCCGACAGGUCCCACCAAGAAGAGAAGGCCCCCGAGGAACCACCCAAAGAAUAGUACCACAAAAACCCCUUCACUCUUACCCCCGACUUACAUGUUUCCUGUUAAGAUUAGUUUUUAAAAUUAUGCUUUAAGGUGCUUACAGAUUUAAACAUAAGUUUCAUUUAAUGUAGGAAUUUAAAUUGUAAAUAUAUAAGUGGCUACAAAUGUAACAAUUCAUAUUG
Molecule: messenger RNA, 3846 nt
Organism: Papilio machaon (common yellow swallowtail)
Lineage: Eukaryota; Metazoa; Arthropoda; Insecta; Lepidoptera; Papilionidae
Product: tetratricopeptide repeat protein 14 homolog
Exons: 19
Coding region: 140-3679 (1179 amino acids)
Molecular function (GO): nucleic acid binding; protein binding
Source: RefSeq, a predicted model, not a curated record